GUAGAUGUUGCGGCUAGUCGUCUACUCAGCGAUGAGCAGAACCAGCGGCUCUUGGACUAUCUCAGUCCCUCACGCAUCCCAAGAGUGGUUACUGUGCUCCAGCUGUACAAGCCUGAUGGCCAAGGUGGCUGGCACCGCAGCCACACCGGUGUCGCGGACAUUGAACGCGACAACUCGACCAGGUUCUACUACAUCCGAAUCUACAACCUAGAUAAGAUGUCCCAGCUCUUUGAGCAGCGUCUCUUUCUUGAAAUGGAAUACACAGAACACACGAGCGAGUUUGCCACACUCAAUGGUGACGAAGGCCCUCUUGGGCUGGCCUUUGCGGCAGCCGAUGAGGCUGUUAAGUUCAAAAAUGUUUUGGCACGUAUUAUGCAAAAAUUUAUGAACAAGAUGAACGAGAUAUCCGCCCCCAUGAAUGGCAGUGGGGCACCGAAUUUACCUCUGUCGAACCUAGUACCGGUCAACCAGUUGCUAAGCACCUCCGCCAAUGCAUCUCACUCAUCGCGAUUCCGUAGCACUUUUAGUAGCAUUCGCAAGAAGCCAAAGCACAAUAGAUCGGAUUUGAUUAGCCGCCCAUUUGGGUUUCAUCACAUCCAACACCUUGGUUUUAACAAAGACUCACAGCAGUUUGACGCCUCUGGUUUGCAAGAUGAGCUCCUUCAGGCCUUUUUGGAACUGGGUGGUCUUGGUGAGCAAGUUAAGACAGAGGAAGAAAAGCAAUUUGCGGUUAAUUUCAUCAAAGAAAAAUGUGGUUUCGAUAAGGUUAGUUAUGUAAUCAUUUUGCCUCUCUAUUUAAAUGAGGCGAUGAAACAUCCUGUGCGUCAAGCGCCUCAGCCACCAACUACAAACUUCAACCAGCCUACCCAUUCAGUUCCGCCAGUCCCAAUGCCACGAUCCUUCCCCCAAAAGCCGUCAAUAGCGCCUCCUCCUAUUCCUGCGUCAUUCCCCUCACAGCCCAAAAUCCCACCACCACCUCCGCCCCUCCCACGAUCUGAAACGGGGGGUUCAGCUAUACCUCCACCUCCUCCUCCCCCCCCUCCUCCACCACACCCUCCUGCUCCCCUCAUUCCCACUUCUGCGGGUGGAGAGCGAGACAAAGUGCGACCACCCGCUGCAAUCCCACUCUCUAUCUCGGAUGAAAUCCGAUCUUUCAACAAAGACAGGCUCAAGAAUGUCGAUAGCGAACCGCCACCACCGGCUCUUGUGAGUGAGGAUCGUCGUGGUGAUCUGGAGGCUUCUUUGAGUGCUGCUCUCAAUAAGCUUCUCUCCCAGAGACGUCAAUACCUGUCAGAUGAUGAGGACAACGAUUCAGAUCCUUUUUAA
This is a messenger RNA of Mesocestoides corti, 1326 nucleotides long. The record is from the annotation of a GenBank genome assembly. Lineage: Eukaryota; Metazoa; Platyhelminthes; Cestoda; Cyclophyllidea; Mesocestoididae.